Molecule: messenger RNA, 907 nt
Organism: Beta vulgaris subsp. vulgaris (sugar beet)
Lineage: Eukaryota; Viridiplantae; Streptophyta; Magnoliopsida; Caryophyllales; Amaranthaceae
Exons: 4
Coding region: 104-907 (267 amino acids)
Source: RefSeq, a predicted model, not a curated record
UUCCGGAGGUCGGUCGCCGGAGUUCUUUUGCCGGCGAGAUUUAGCGGUCCCAAUUUCAUAAGCGGCUCGUUCUAUUAAGUCAGCGAAAAUUCUCCGUUACAAGAUGGUUCACGACAUAGGCUGUAGGGACUUUUUGAUGAAACAAGUAGGGGAAGACUGGGAUAUGUGGUUCUUUAAAAUGAAGUCUGCUAUGGAUUACAGAAUUAUGCAAGGGGAACAGUGGUUACGAUCUGAGGGCUCUAGGAUACACUUCAUGCUUCGUUAUGUUCCAGAUAUAGAGCCAUAUAGAUUUGUUCAUCGUAGGUAUGGGGAUAUGUGGACUCCAGAAGGGUAUUUCAAUAGGAAUAAGCAUACCUACGGAUACAGAACCUGCCUUCCGAAAAGCACUUCCUCACUGACCUUAAAUACUGCGAGAAUGAGUGGAGGGUUCGUGAGACCAGGGGUCAAAACCCUUCUACUUCAUCUGAAAGGGGAAAGUUCGAGCAAUAGGGCCAUAGAUGGGAAUUCUGAGAACCCAGGGGUCAUACCUGAACCGCCAUCAGCACCUGUGGCAAAAAGGCCAAGAUACCAGCCAUUUGAGGAUGAGUUGUUAGCUGAUGACUUUCAGAAUCUUAGGACAGUCACUUACGUCUCUGAUGAUGAAAGGAACAAUAGGACCUUCAUUAUAGUGUUGGGUGGGGUCCAGGUUGUACCAGGGUUACAUGGGGAGGAUGAUGAUGAUGAGCCACCUCCACUAGAGGAUAUACCAGUUGAGGAGAGGACCCUGCUGAGAAUGAAGACCCUGUUGAGGAUGAGAAUCCUAGAUAUAUUCUUUGAGGACGGCGAGCCUGAGGCAGAUGAGAUUGACCUUGAUGGAGGGAUGGAGGAUUCUGGAUCAGAGGAUGAAGCUCACCGUCUUGGCCCAUAG